This is a messenger RNA of Propithecus coquereli (Coquerel's sifaka), 14746 nucleotides long. RefSeq names its product HECT domain containing E3 ubiquitin protein ligase 4 (gene HECTD4). The record is from RefSeq and is a predicted model, not a curated record. The transcript has 70 exons. Gene Ontology annotation, molecular function: ubiquitin-protein transferase activity. NCBI's taxonomy places the organism in Eukaryota, Metazoa, Chordata, Mammalia, Primates, Indriidae.
CGCAGACUCGGCGCAGUGGCUGUCGGUGAAGGAGGAGACCAUCUUCCUGCACGACGGGCUGAUCCGGGUUACCGACCUCGCCGAGCUGCCCAGCGAGAUCCUCGGCGCCCCGGAGGCCGCCGACACCGACCUGGAGAUUUUAACAUUCGAGACCAAGAACCCGUCGGAGUUAGCAGAACGUUUGCGCUCUGUUUGUGGGAAUCAGAGCAAUGCCUACGCCCGCCUGCUGGAAUACCGCCUGAACGCCUUGCGAGGACUGUGGAAUGCCCAGCGCCAGCUGGCCUUGGAAGAACAGCAUGAAAGGGAAAGUUCGGGUGAUGAGGAAACUUUGGCCUUGCUCAAACGCCAGGGCUUGUUGCAGCAACCCGAGCAAGCGCCCUUCACAUCACGGAUGGGGCUCCUGCUGGUCUUCCCCCUUAUUCAGUCCCAGAGUAGAACAGACCCCUCUCUCUGUAACAUAACUGCUGAGGUGCUAUUGAACUGCCUUCGCGACUGCCAGCCUUUGAGCUUGACCAAGGAGCCUGCUGACUGUCUCAAUGGAAUUGAAACUUUGCUGUGCUCUUGGCUAGAGGAGACUUCUGACAUAGGCCGACACAUCCCACAUAAGCAAAAAGAAAAUGCUGCUGCCGCCCUGGUGGCUUUGGCAUGUGCCAGGGGAUCACUGAAAACUUUUGUCCAUACAGUCCAUCUAUUACAGAAACAGACUGAUCUAGGGUCCCUACCUGUUGCUGACGUACUGUAUAGGCUAUUGCUUUUGGAAGGGGGGCCUGGCUCCCCGUCCUGUCUGCUUGGGGGCAAGCACAUAGUAUCAUGGGGGUAUGAAGACAUGUUGCCUGCGCCAGAUAGCAACACUGGCUCCAGUUCUGAAAAUAAAGAUGCUGACUUGGGACGCUGUCUCACGGCAGACGGUCUUUACCUGUAUACUACUAACUCGGUUGGAAGAGGAGUGAGCAAACUGGGGUCUGGAUUACAUGGUACACUCAGAGGUUUUGUGUAUUGCCGGAACGAGGAACUGGAACCAGGAUGGGUGGCUUUUGGCAGUGGCAGUCUUCUCCACCGGCCUGUAUCUUUUGAUAAUAAACCUCACUCCCUUUUCCAGGUCAUUGACCAGAAUACCCUUCAGGUGUGCCAGAUGGUGCCAAUGCCGGCCAAUCACCUUCCUGUUGGCAGCACCAUGAGCACCGUGCACCUCUCUUCAGAUGGCACUUAUUUCUAUUGGAUCUGGUCUCCUGCCAGUCUGAAUGAGAAAACACCGAAGGGACAUUCUGUCUUCAUGGACAUUUUUGAACUUGUGGUUGAAAAUGGUGUCUUUGUAGCCAACCCACUUCAGGAACGCACAAUUCUAAUGAGAAAAGAGGGCGAGUCUGCAAAAAGCAUUAAUGAGAUGCUUCUGAGCAGACUUUCUCGGUACAGGGCCUCCCCGUCGGCAACACUCGCUGCGCUGACGGGCUCCACCAUCUCCAACACGCUAAAAGAGGAUCAGGCAGCAAAUACUAGCUGUGGGCUGCCUCUGAAAAUGCUACGGAAGACGCCUAUAUAUACCUGUGGCACGUACUUGGUGAUGCUGGUGCCACCUCCAGGGGGAUCAGGCAGUUCUGCCACCCGCUCUCUCUUCGGUGGAACAAGUGGUUUGUCAUCUUUAAAAAUCCUAGCCUCUAGCUUGGUGUAUAAUAUUUCGGAUGGUCAGUUUACAAGUCGUGCGGAUCUCAUAGAUGCUGCAGGAAGCUCACUGGGGCGUGGUGCUCUCGUGCCAGGAUUGGGUGCCUGUUAUGAUACCGUGAACAACAUGCUGUGGACGUGCUCGAAUGACUAUAUCGAUCAGUGGUGUAACCCCGGGAACCAGGCCUUCCAUUAUGUCUGCCAGAGACUGGGAGUCAGCCACAUUAUCACUGAGCCCAAAGAAGAGGCUAUAACCACGAAUGAGGUUAUAAACCAAUUAUUGCACCACGUUGGUGCGAUGUGCAUACACCAACUCAAUCUUCUUGCUACCAACCCCAAUCUUCCAAUCACAAGUGUCUUGGGCAAGCAGCAUCCGAUUGAAGCACACCAUCUUAGCAGUAUUUGUGACAUUAUGGAGAAGGCCAUGGUUAACGGAGAUACCUGUAUUAUACGCUGCAUUCUCGUUGUCUUUCAGGUGGUGUUUAAAUUUUUCUUCAGCCCACAAACUGAAAGGAAUCGAGACAUCAUUCGACGGUCAGGAUUGCUUCUUUGGCAGUUGUUGAUGGCACCAAAAGAUCAAAUUUGCCCUGAAAUUCAGAAGGAAGUCUGCCUUGCCAUCAGCUCUGGUUUAAAUAUCUUGUACCCAGGUGAAACUGAAAUCAAUAACUUGCUUAAGUUGGUCUUAACAGAAGGAGAGAGAAACAGCGGACUCUCACAGCUGCGGGAUGUGAUCCUAACCAACUUAGCUGAACAGCUUCAAAACAACCGAUUUGGCAGUGAUGAAGAUGAUCAUUACAGACUAAAUGAUGAACUUUUACACUACAUUCUGAAGAUUGUCGUACGAGAAUCCUGCAUCUUAAUCACCAAGUGCCAAACUGUCUCUAAAGAUGAUUUUCAAAAGCUCCUUUCAACUGUGCCUGCUGCAUCCUCCUGCCUGCGCUAUCUGAUGGCAGUUCAGAAUCACCUUCUCAGUAACACUAUUUUGAUUAAACCUGAUGAGAAUGAUGACAGUGACAACUCCUUGCAGGGAGAGACAUUGAAGGUACAGGAGCUAAAAGUCAGUAUUUUGGCUCUUGCCACCCAAAUCCUGACUGGAUGUGAUGAAGUGUUGGAAAUGCUACAGCAGGUCACAACUGCCCUCAUAAAUAGUGACAUAGCAGACCGUGAACAGAGGUUAAAAGGCUUGGAACAAGUUACUAAGGCUACUAUGCUUGGUCACCUUCUUCCAGUGUUACUGACCUCCCUGAUGCAUCCAAAUUUACAGACUUUGAUCAUGGCCGAUGCCCUGAUGCCUCAGCUAGUGCAGCUGGUACUCUAUACCAGCCAGACGGCUUUGCUGCUUAAAACCCAAUGUCCAGUUUUUGCUGAGAUGAGCUGUUCCCCAUGUGGUGCAUCAGACCAGAAGUGCAGGCUGUUCCCCGAUGAGAGAAUGCUAGAAGAGAAGGAAGAGCCAGGCUUUCUCACUGGUUUAAAGAUUCCUGCCCCGUGGGCUGCUGGGAAAACUGUGGAAACAGUCCACCCUGUCAGAGACAACUAUAAAUUUAAAGAAACUGUCCACAUUCCGGGAGCUCGCUGCCUGUAUCUUAGAUUUGAUAGCAGGUGCUCGUCGCAAUAUGACUAUGACAAAUUGGUGAUAUACGCGGGGCCUAACACAAACAGUAGGAAGGUUGCUGAGUAUGGAGGCAAUACACUGGGAUAUGGCAGCCGUAGUGUCUUAGGAACUGGUUGGCCGAAAGACUUGGUGAAGGUGGAAGGAGAUACAGUCACCUUCUCCUUUGAAAUGAGAAGUGGCCGUGAACACAACACUCCUGAUAAAGCUAUGUGGGGCUUUGCUUGCACAGUUCGCGCUCAGGAGUCUUCGGAGGAUGUCUCAGGAGGCCUGCCCUUUCUGGUAGACCUGGCUUUAGGUCUGUCUGUGUUAGCUUGUUCCAUGUUAAGAAUCCUGUACAAUGGACCAGAAAUUACCAAAGAAGAAGAAGCCUGUCAGGAGCUCUUGCGGUCCAAACUCUUACAAAGGUGCCAGUGGCAGGUGGAGGCCAAUGGUGUGAUCUCCCCUGCCCUUACUCCGAGUCCCUCUCCACUGCCUCUGACCAUAGAAGAAGACAGAGAAUUCACCUACCCCUCUGACGUCCUCGUGCCUCCUGUUGGGAACUACUUUGAUCUUCCCCGGAUCAGGCUGCCUCCAGGAAUCAUGAUAAAGCUCAGGGAAAUUUCUGGGCGUGCUAGACCUCAAUUUAGACCAAGUAUAAAAGAAGUGAUUCAGCCAGACGUGAUGGAGGAAAUGGUGGUGUCAUGUGUUAUUAAGCACUUGAACUUGGUUGAUGCACUGCAGUCCCUAAUAAAUUUCCAAUAUCAGGAAGAACAUGCUGAGGAAUAUGAUUUAUUGUGUAAAAUUAUGGGAGAGACCUUUAAGAAACUCAAUGCCAUGGAAAGACAGCUACAGAGUGUUGCAGAACUGGAACAGAAAUGGCAAAGUGAGGUUGAGGAUGCUGUGCAGGGGAAGAUAGCUAUGAAAUUGAAUGAAUUUUUCAGCCUUUCUUGGGAAAACCAAUUUAAUAAGAUUUUCAUUUUUCAAGCUGAAAUAAUUUUUAACCUAAUAUUCAGGUUAUAAAAAUGGCCUAAAAACUGUCAGUGUGCUGUGCCAGCUGUACUGGUGGCUGAACUCUGCUGCAAAGCGAAGACACACUCAGACCAUUUGGGAGUUCUGUGUUAUGUUGCUAUAACUCCUUACUAAUCGGAUAGCAACAAUGUUAGCCCUUUUAUUCCCUUUUUUUUUUUUCCAGCUUGUAAAUCAGCUUCUGAAACAAAGGUGAUAUCUCAUGCUGUCCGGCAGCCUGUUUUUCUUCGCAGCAUGUCAGCUCCUUCUGACCUGGAAAUGAUUGGUAAUGAAGAUUUGGAAUUUACUAGAGCAAAUCAGAGGCGUCGCCAUGUGACCAGCCACCGCAGCAGCUCCUUUACCCUUCUGCAGUCGCUGGCCAUUGAGGACAGCAGGGACAAGCCCACCUACAGCGUCCUGCUGGGGCAGCUGUUUGCCUUCAUCGGCACCAACCCCGACCAAGCUGUGUCCAGCAGCAGCUUUCUUUUGGCUGCGCAGACAAGGUGGAGGCGGGGGAACACUCGCAAGCAGGCCCUGGUGCACAUGCGGGAACUGCUGACGGCAGCCGUGCGCGUUGGAGGAGUGACUCAUCUUGUGGGUCCAGUGACGAUGGUCCUCCAGGGAGGACCCAGAAUUGAAGAACUCACAUGUGGUGGGAUGGUCGAGCAGGUCCAGGAAGCCUUCGGCGAGACCAUGACCUCUGUGGUGUCUCUGUGCGCUCGUUACCCUAUCGCUUGUGCAAACAGCAUCGGACUCUUAUGUACCAUACCUUACACCAGGAGUGAAGAGAAGUGCCUGGUACGCAGUGGCCUCGUUCAGCUCAUGGAUCGACUGUGCAGCCUGAGCAGUCAGACCGAGUCCAGCUCCAGCGAAAAACAAACCAAGAAGCAGAAGGUGGCCACCAUGGCCUGGGCCGCCUUCCAGGUGCUUGCCAACCGCUGCGUCGAGUGGGAAAAAGAAGAAGGGGGCUCCACAGAGGCCGUGCACUCGGGUCUGGCCCGUCAGGUGUCCAGCCUUCUCACUAACCACCUCGCCCGAGCAACCGAGUGCUGCGGCAACCAGGCUGCUGGAAAUGACGCCCUCCAGGAUGUCCUUAGUCUUCUCAACGACCUCUCAAGGAGUCACAUAGGUAAAGCCAUCCUGAGCCAGCCAGCGUGUGUGUCCAAACUCCUCUCCCUGCUGCUUGACCAACGCCCAUCCCCAAAGCUGGUCCUUAUCAUUCUUCAGCUGUGCCGGGCGGCGCUGCCACUGAUGAGCGUAGAAGACUGUGGAAACGUGGAGCUCCCGCCCUGGAGCUACUCUGUCCCCUCCUUGAACAGUGAGCAGGAGGAUCCCAGCGACCCAGCGUCCAAGAUCGCCUCCUUGCUCUUAGCAAAGCUGGCAGAUUACGUGGUCCCGGGAUGUCAGACAGUUCUUUCUCCAACCGCUUCCGAACCUGACACCACAUUGACAAAAAGCAGUCCCAAGAAUUCCUUAAAAGGAGAUAAAGACCCUGGAGAAGAGAGUGAAGCGGUGGAUGGCAAGCUGUCUAUAUUUAUCCAUAAGCGGGAAGACCAGUCAUCCCAUGAAGUCCUCCAGCCAUUGCUAAGUAGCUCAGAAGGACGGCCCUUCCGACUUGGUACUGGCGCCAACAUGGAGAAAGUUGUGAAGAUGGAUCGAGACAUGACCAAGGGUGGCUGUUGCGAAGUGAUUACAGAAGAGGCCGCAGCCGCCCUUCGGAAAGCGACCAAGUGGGCACAGUCAGGCCUCAUCGUCAGUGUCGGGCCACCUGUAGAGUCCAUCAACCCAGAGACUGUGAGUGGACUGUCCACAGGCGACAAAAAGAAAACCGCCCAAACCUCCAUUUGCCGAGAGAGGAACUCCGAACUUGCAAGGACUGAUCCUGUCCGCCCGUUUAUCAGCGGGCACGUGGCAAACAGCAUGGCUGCAGAAGUGAUCGCCUUGCUGCACAGCUUGCUAAUGGCACCUGAGUCAAAUGCUGCUCAAAUAUGGACCACAACAGCAGAGAAGGUUGGAGAGCGACUCACGGUCGUGGAGGUGCAGUGUGAACGGCUGCGGAUGCUCUACCGGGACUGUGCUCGGCCCCCGCCGCCUCCCCUGCAGGCCGACCGGAGACAGCCCAAAGAGAUCACGUGGAGCCCGUCUCGAGUGUUCCCCCCUGUCCGAGCCUGCAUGUUCUCGUCUCACCUCACCUCCGUCACCUUCCUGGCCGACCCCAGCGCUGGGGGGGGUCUGCCCCGGGGCACUUUCAUCUACGCCACGUCACCGCUGCCUGUUCAGGCCCCAUCUUUUUACUGGGAAAUCGAAAUUGUUUCCUAUGGAGAUACCGAUGAUGACACUGGACCAAUAGUUUCCUUUGGCUUCGCUACAGAAGCAGAGAAACGGGAUGGGGCUUGGACUAAUCCAGUGGGCACUUGUCUUUUCCAUAACAACGGCCGAGCUGUGCACUACAACGGCUCCAGUUUGUUGCAGUGGAAGAGCGUUCGCUUAGACGUGACUCUCUCUCCCGGUGACGUGGCAGGAAUUGGCUGGGAGAGAACAGAGGGGACCCCGCCGCCUCCAGGGCAGCCAGCCAAGGGCCGGGUGUACUUCACGUACUGUGGGCAGCGCCUCUCACCGUAUCUCGAAGAUGUCUCUGGUGGCAUGUGGCCAGUGGUUCACAUUCAGAAAAAGAACACCAAAACUCGAGCUAACUUUGGCUCCCGCCCGUUUGCCUAUGCCGAAGGGCAGGCCCACCGCAAUGCCGCUGACCUGUGUACCGACCUGGCAGAAGAGAUUAGCGCUAACUUCGAGGCCCUGCCCUUCGCCAUGGCGUCUGACAGUGACAAUGAUGCUGGCACCAGUAUUGCAUCAGACCCGGGCACCCAUGGGCCACCGUGCCGGAUUGCGGCUGUGGCCACUGCUCAGCAACAAUACGAUAGUGACACUUCCUGUCAUUACAAAGUUGAGCUCAGCUAUGAGAAUUUCAUCACCUCUGGCCCAGACCCUCACCCGCCUCCCAUUGCGGAUGACGAAAGUGAUGAUGAUGACGAUGAUGACAUCCCGCAGGAGGACCACUACGCCCUGCUGGUGAAAGCAUGGGAGACCAAGGUUUUUCCUACCAUCCGAAGACGCUUCCGCAACGAAGCAGAGCGGAAAUCAGGCCUGGACCAGAUCAAGGGUGCUCUACAACUAGGCAUGGUGGAUAUUGCCAGGCAGACGGUUGAGUUUCUUUAUGAGGAGAACGGUGGCAUCCCGAGAGACCUUUAUCUUCCCACCAUCGAAGACAUUAAAGAUGAAGCAAACAAGUUCACAAUUGAUAAAGUUCGAAAAGGUCUCACGGUAGUAACCCGCUCUCCGGACAGCAAUAACGUAGCCAGCAGUACUGUUGGAACUGCUCUGCCAAAAUUUGCCAUCCGAGGGAUGCUGAAAACCUUUGGGCUUCAUGGAGUUGUCCUGGAUGUCGAUUCAGUGAAUGAAUUGGUGCAGGUGGAAACGUACCUCCGAAGUGAAGGUGUGCUGGUGCGAUACUGGUAUCCUAUUGAUAUGUUGGAAAGGCCCCCAGCAGGCUACCGAAGGACUGCCACCAACGGGCUGGUCACCCUGGACAAUACCAACCUUCAAAUUCACAGAGAGCUGCUGCGCUGCGAGGCCGCGCUGGCCAGGCUCUACUGCCGCAUGGCCCUGCUCAAUAUCUUCGCCCCCAAGUUGCCUCACCUGUUCACCCGCCUCUUCCACAUCCCUGCCGUCCGGGAUAUCACCCUGGAGCACCUGCAGCUGCUGUCCAAUCAGCUCCUCGCUCCUCCCCUCCCAGAUGGCACCAUCAGCUCCAGCUCGAUCCUCCUGGCGCAGUCUCUGCAGCACUGCAUCCAUUCCCAGAACUGCUCCGCCACAGACCUGUUUUACCAGGGCAGCUCCCAGACGGUGAGGGAGUGGCUCAGUGUGGCCAUCACCCGGACCCUGCACCAGGGCGAGGACAGCCUUUUGGAGCUGACGAAACAGAUCUGUUCUUUCCUGCAGACAGCACCAGAGCAGUUCCCCUCCGAGGAGUUCCCGAUUACUGAGUCCAAAGUCAAUAUGGAUGUUAAUUUCCCCGGGGCGGCCUUUGUCGUCGUGUCUUGCAAAGAAAGUCAGUCUGGAUUCCGCAAAGACUCCUCUCUGUACAAGGCGCCGUGGGCUCGAGUGCUCGUGUAUGGCCUUGGCCACAAGGUGAAGCGAAAUGGCCAGCUGAACCUCAUUGAGGCUGCCUGCUACCCACGGGACGCGUCCCCCGCCAACACUGGGCUCGCACCUCCCCCCACCACUGACCAGUACCCCUCUGUGGUCCUCUCCACGGACAGGGUGCACAUCAAACUGGGGGUGUCUCCACCUCCCGGAGCCGUGCUGGUGUUACACUCUCUGCCCCUGGAGUUCCCGCUGGCUAUGGCUUUCGCAGAGCAGCUGCUGUCCUGGAAAUCAGAGGAUGGCGAAGGGAAAUCCGAAGAUGAGCCUGACACCAUCCCGACGUCUGUCCUCCUGCAGGUGGUGGAGCUGCUAGGAAACUUCCUGUGGACCACGGACAUGGCGGCCUGCGUGAAGGAGCUCGUUUUCCACCUCCUGGCGGAGCUCCUGCGCACGGUGCACGCCCUGGAGCAGAGGCGGCAUCCCGCCGGCCUGUCCUCCUCCAUCGCCCUGCAGCUGAACCCCUGCCUGGCCAUGCUGAUGGCCCUGCAGUCGGAGCUCCACAAGCUGUACGACGAGGAGACCCAGAGCUGGGUCUCGGGCGGCACCUGUGGGGGCUCCGGCGCAGCGGCAGCCAGCGACCAGGGCAGGUUCUCUACGUACUUUCACGCGCUCAUGGAAGGGUGCCUGGCGGUGGCCGAAGUGACCCUGCCUACCAACAUGAGUGUCACAGCCAGCGGGGUGACCUCAACGACCGCCCCCAACCUCAGUGACUCAUCCUCCUCCUCCUCGUCCUCCCCAGGACAGACCCCGCAGAGCCCCAGCCUCCUGUCCAAGAGGAAAAAAGUCAAGAUGAAGCGGGAAAAGGCCUCCUCCUCGGGCAAGCGCCAGUCCCCGCGCACGGUGGAGUCGGACACCGCCGUGCUCAGCAUCGGGGGCAGCAAGCCCGAGGACAUGCUGUGGUUCCAUCGCGCACUCACCCUGCUCAUCAUCCUGCGGCACCUCACCAGGAAGGACCCGCAGGGGCUGGGCGUGACGAGCGACGCCAUCGCCGACGCCUGCCAGGCGCUGGUGGGCCCCACUGCCCACAGCCGCUUGCUGGUGAUCUCGGGGAUCCCCACCCACCUGGACGAGGGCAUCGUCAGAGGCGCCAUCCGCAAGGCCUGCAAUGCCCACGGCGGGGUCUUCAAAGAUGAGAUCUACAUUCCGCUGCAGGAGGAAGACCCCAGGAAGCCCAAAGACAAGGCCGAGGGCAGUGACGGGAAGGCCGAGCUGGAGAAGACCCUGGGCUUCCCCGGCACCGACAGCCUGGAGGUGAGCACGUCCAGCAGCCUGACGCCCGCCAUGAGCGUCAGCGCAUCUGCCUCCACCAGCCAGGCCUCCAUCUGCAGCUCCCAGGGCAUCUCGCAGACCGUCAGCGACCUCUCCGUGGACCCGCUGCCCUCAGGCCUCGAGCUGCCCAUCCCUCCCGGCUUGUUGGAGCCCCACGUGGUGUCCAGCCAGGAGAGCCUGGACAUCUCCCUGUGUAGCACCGGCAGCCUGGGCAGCCUCGGCAGCCUGGGGGAGCCCCUGGACAACGCAGAGACGGCCUCGGCUUCGGACAUGGGCUCCAUGUACACGGUCACAUCCCUGGACAGCCAGCCCCUGGCAGCGCGCCCCAUCAAAGGCUUUGCAGUCGUGGAGAUCAGAUCCCGAGCCAAAAUUGAGAAAAUUCGAGCCAGUUUAUUUAAUAAUAACGAUUUGAUUGGUCUGUCAAGUUUGGACGGUGAAGACGAACUGAUGGAAAUGUCAACGGAAGAGAUUCUGACCGUCUCUGUAGUAAAUCAGAGUUUGUUUGACACUCAAGGGAGCCCGGGGCUAGAAGAUUAUUUCAAUGAUAAGUCAAUUAAAGGCGAGAAGCUGGUGCCCGGGGCCAGAGAGGUUCUGACGGAAAUAUUUAAGAGCUGUGCCCAUUCGGAGCAGACGCUGAGCCUGACACCAGCGAAGCCCAUCCGAGUCUCUGACAUUUAUCUCAGCAAAGAGCAGAUCAACUCCCAGACCCCUGGCAACCUUCUCCAGCUCUUCUUCACCAACGUCCGGCCUCCAAAAAAGGUGCUGGAGGACCAGCUCACCCAGAUCCUGAGGAAAUACGGCGUGCCCAAGCCCAAGUUCGACAAGAGCAAGUACAGCAAAGCCGGGAAGGAGCAGCACCCGGUGAAGGUGGUGAGCACCAAGCGGCCCAUCACCAAGCCGCCCGCCAAGGACAAGGCCGUGCUCAACAGCGUCAGCAGGACUGCCUUAAGUGAAAAGAAGCCAACUGUGAAGCCAAAGUCACCAGAAAAGAGCAAACCAGAUGAAAAGGACCCAGAGAAGUCACCCACCAAAAAGCAAGAAGUCCCUGAGGAGAAAUACCUGACCUUGGAAGGAUUUCACAAAUUCGUUAUUGACCGAGCCAAGCAAGACAUCCGCAGCGUCUGGAGGGCGAUUCUGUCCUGUGGUUACGAUCUUCAUUUUGAGAGGUGUGCUUGCAUCGACGUCCGACACGCACAGAAGGCCUCGCGGAAGUGGACCCUGGAGAUGGACGUGGCGCUCGUGCAGUACAUCAAUCGGCUGUGCCGCCACCUGGCCAUCACGCCCGCGCGGCUCCAUCCCCACGAGGUGUAUCUGGACCCGGCCGAUGCAGCUGACCCCAGAGUGGCCUGUCUCUUGAACGUGCCCAUCGAGAGCCUGCGCCUGCGCUUCGCCCUGCUGCAGUCCCUCAACACCACGCUGGAGACCUUCUUCCUGCCCCUGGUGGAGCUGCGCCAGACUCCCAUGUACACCCACGGCAUCGCCGCCCUGCUGAAGGAGGCCAAAGGGCUGAUCUUCUAUGACACGAAGGUGACGGUGAUGAAUCGAGUGCUGAACGCCACUGUGCAGAGGACAGCGGACCACGCGGCCCCCGAGAUCACCUUGGACCCACUGGAGAUUGUGGGAGGGGAAAUCAGAGCUUCUGAAAACUCCUACUUCUGCCAGGCAGCCAGGCAGCUGGCCUCGGUGCCCUCAUCUCAGCUCUGCGUCAAGCUAGCUAGUGGUGGUGACCCCACGUAUGCCUUCAACAUCCGCUUCACUGGGGAAGAGGUCCACGGCACCAGCGGCUCUUUCCGCCACUUCCUGUGGCAGGUGUGCAAAGAACUGCAGAGCUCCUCGCUGUCGCUCCUCCUGCUGUGCCCCAGCUCGGCUGUCAAUAAGAACAAGGGCAAGUACAUCCUGACCCCCAGCCCCAUCACCUACGGGGAGGAGCAGCUGCUGCACUUCCUCGGGCAGCUGCUGGGCAUUGCGAUUCGAGCAGACGUCCCUCUUCCCUUGGACCUCCUGCCCUCCUUCUGGAAGACACUGGUGGGCGAGCCCCUGGACCCUGACCAAGACCUGCAGGAGGCAGACAUUCUCACCUACAAUUACGUCAAGAAAUUCGAGAGUAUCAACGACGAGACCGAGCUGGAGGCCUUGUGUGCCGAGAUCGCCUCCCAGCAUCUGGCCACCGAGAGCCCUGACAGUCCCAACAAGCCCUGCUGCAGGUUCACCUACCUGACCAUGACGGGCGAGGAGGUGGAGCUGUGCAGCCGCGGCCGGCACAUCCCUGUGGCGUGGGAGAACAAGGACAUCUAUGCGGCGGCCAUCCGGAGCCUGCGGCUGCGGGAGCUGCAGAACACGGAGUGCGUGACGGCGGUGCGGGCCGGCCUGGGCUCCAUCAUCCCCCUGCAGCUGCUGACCACGCUCAGUCCGCUGGAGAUGGAGCUGCGCACCUGCGGCCUCCCAUAUAUCAACCUCGAGUUCCUGAAGGCCCACACCAUGUACCAGGUGGGGCUGAUGGAGACAGACCAGCACAUCGAAUUCUUCUGGGGGGCUCUGGAGAUGUUCUCCCAGGAGGAGCUGUGCAAGUUCAUCAAGUUUGCCUGCAACCAGGAACGCAUCCCGUUCACCUGCCCGUGUAAAGAUGGCGGCCCUGACACAGCCCACGUGCCCCCAUACCCCAUGAAGAUCGCCCCCCCAGAUGGCACAGCAGGUUCUCCAGACUCACGCUACAUCCGAGUGGAGACCUGCAUGUUCAUGAUCAAGCUUCCCCAGUACUCCUCUCUGGAAAUCAUGCUGGAGAAACUUCGUUGUGCCAUUCACUACCGUGAAGACCCCCUAAGUGGCUGAUGAAAGGGAGUCCCAGAGUUAGGCUGUCACCGAGGCACCCACUCUGCCGGCUUGGGAAGCCUGCCACUGCGGGCAUGUCCCUCCGGGGCCCUGCGUGAGGAGUUGGCAACAUUUUGCUUUUCCAAACUUUCGUCCAUGUUCCAGGACCUCCUGGAAAACUUAACCUUUUGUAUUUGUACGUUUUGUGAUGGGUUGGUUCUUUUGCUGCCUGUUUGUGGUCUAUUUGUAGGAUAGUUCAGUUCCCGGACAGUUUGUGUCUAAUUUGAUCUUUAUGGACAUUGUCCCCCAUGGCCACCAGAUUCUGAUGCCAUAAGGCCCCAGUUGGUUCCUCAUCACAGAACAACCAAGCAGGAGACUGGGGGUGAGAUGACCUUGGCCACAGAGCGCCCUGUUCUUUCUGCAGAGCAUCUCCACAAACACGCCUGUGGCCAGCCCUGCCCUCCCACCUCGAGCUGGAGUUUCUCCCAGAGGCAGCUCCUGCAGGCCUCCUUCCACCUGGAGAUGGUCAGGCCAGUUGCCCCAACAUGUGAGAGACACACAGGGAGCUUCAUGUUAAUCUUCCAGCUUUAGGACUUGUUCUUGGUCUUGGUUUUUCUGAAGAAAAGCCCACACUGGCUCCCCUGUCCCCUCCCACCCAUACAAGCCUAUCUGCUAUGUCUCUUGUGGGCCCCUGGUCUGACAGUUGUCCCCAGAGGACUCCUCAGAAGCAGAAGACUCAAGGGUUCGUUCCUGACCUUAGUUCCUAGAGACAGGCUGGCUGCAUCCCAACUGCAGGAGUUGAGAAGACACUGGAGUUGGGGGACAGUGCUCAAGUGGGGGCCUUUUCUGAUACCGAUUGAACAGGAAAGCACACAAUUCAAGCCUACCCCACUUUGUGCUCAGAAACGGCCCUUCUUCACUGCAGUGAUGUGAGGGAGAGGAAAGAGCCACAUACUGGUUUUUAAAAGAGCUAUCUGAGGUGCUCUGCUCAGUUUGGGGUCUACUUUAGUGACUCAGACCUUCAAGUCCACAUGCAGACUCCAGGACUUUGUGCCCCUCUGGUCGGGCCCACCCGGCACUCCCCUCGCUGCCUCAUGUAAGUGUAUGUGCCAGGGCUGAGCUGCCUCUAGGCUCACCCCCUGCCCCAGUGCAUUUGUGCCCCAAAUAGGUCUUUGUCCAGUGGUACUUUGUUCAUGAGCAGCACAUGCCAUCUUGUUGGACACUGUCAUUUUGGGCCUUGCCAGGUCUCAGAAUUGCAUCACUGUAUUUAUUGUAUAAUAUUGUGAAUACUGGAAGUUCCGAAUGAGUGCUGUCUAGAAGGCUUUGGAGUGUGGAUGCUGGUCCAAGAAAGAGGAUGUGCCCUGGCCUGCUGGAAAGAUGUGUGAGUUUUAGAGUUAGAGCCGUUAGCAUCCAUCUUCUCCUUAUUAUUCAUAGGAAAUGCAUUAAGGACCAUUAUAGAAAAGAUUCCCUGACCUAAGGACGUGAUAAACCUAGGAUAAAUUGUGACUGCUGCAUCAGUUACAUUUGAUGCAAGUCACACCUCUGGAGGUGAGUACCUGCAAGCAGUUCCCCUGCUUUGAAAGGAAGAUGGUCAGCCCGCUGCCUCCCCGGAAGCCACUUCCCCUUGACGUGAGAGGGGGAGGGGGUCACAUCCAGGAUAUAUUCCUGACAAGGAUCCUCUUAUUUCAUUGCUGUAUAAUGAAAGAGCUUCUGGAGUUAUUAGAAAUGAUUUUUCCUCCCUGUAUCUUUAAAUUCUUGAUUCCUUCCAAUCAUCAUCCCUUGAAAGGACUUGUCAGCUACCUCCCCAAGAGGGGUUGGCCCAUCACUUGAUUAGAUGACAGUUGUGAGUAAGGUAUCUGCUGCUAACAUGGCUGCUUUUCCCAGAGAACACAUUGAGGUCCAGACCCAUCCAAACCUUGGCCCUAAAGAAAUGUGUGCUGUAAAGUUACUUGAUGUAUAUUUAUUAUAAUUAUUUAUGGUUGCAUUUAAACUUUUCAUUCAAUCUGAUGCUGUUUACACCAUGCCGUGUAAAGGAAGCUCACUACAGGAAAAAAAAUCACACCAAUAAAUAACCUUCAUCUAAUUUUGAUUUACCUUAAGAGUUGUGUGAUCAUCUACUCUUGCUGAGCAAGCUCAAAGGCCGGACAUGCUUGGAUGGCUCUGAUGCUUAAGUGCUGCCAAGUGGCUAGGAAUUAAAGUGUUUCCAAUUAU